GGAAGAUUGCUUCUUUGAAGGCUCAUUCUUAAUUGGUUUAGUUCAUUCUGGGCUGAAGAGGGUAUUCAGCUUUAACUUUAGAGUGCUUCAUUGGGUUUGCAUGGAUAGAAGGGGAAGAUUGGGUACAAGAAAUUGGGAGUUCUCAAAUCAUACAGGACAUGCAGAGUCAGUUUUAAAGCCAGUUUCUUGUCUUUCAGUUCCAAACAGCACUGUUUCAGGACACCAAGAGACUUCUCCGAAAAUGAGCUCAUAUAUUAAUAGAGACUCCAUAAUUGGUGAAUGCAAUUCGGGAGUUUCUGCGAUGGACUUUUCCUGGAUUCCACAGAGAAGCUUCCUGUCUCAGACAAAAAAUAUGAAUUCUACUCAUGCAACUCCAGUUAAUUCAGAAAUGAUGGAUGUGCAAGGCAUGCCAGUUGCUGCAGAAGGUGCAAUGCAAAAUGGUGUGCUAGAAGCUAAGCCACUGAGAGUCAGAAAGCAGCAUCGUUCCACGAAGAAAAAUAAUCAUACUGCUGCUAAAGUUUUGAGGCAAAAGGAACCAAAGAAACAGCCUUCGGUACCAGCAAAGAGGAAAGGAAGUUCCACAUCCAUGGGGAAACGUGAGAAGAAGACUCAAGAUAUUAUUGUAGAUGGAACAAUGGUAGAUUUUUCGAAUGUUCCAGUGCCUGUAUGCUCAUGUACUGGUGUGCCUCACCAGUGUUAUAGAUGGGGAGCUGGUGGGUGGCAGUCAUCCUGUUGCACCAUGAGCAUAUCAGAAUAUCCUCUUCCAAUGAGCCCUUCCAGGCCUGGUGCACGCCUCGCAGGAAGGAAAAUGAGCAUUGGUGCAUACAGAAAGCUUCUACACAGACUUGCAGCUGAAGGCCAUGAUCUUUCUUAUGCGGUGGACUUGAAGGAUCAUUGGGCAAGACAUGGCACUAAUAAGUUUGUCAUAAUCAAGUAGCAGCAAAGGGGUAGCACAACCAACUUCCUCUUUCUAGCUUUUUAAUGUUUUGCCUUUAGAUGUGAUUUUCUUUCCAUAUUUGAAGUACUUGUGGGAAAAUAUGUUACAGAUGAUAUGCAAUCUAGAUCGAAACAACUCCCUAGUUCUGGUUGAACAUUUUAUUGUACCAUAGACAACUUUGAGUCUUUCAUGCAGAUGACUUUUUUCUAAGCAUGCCUAUAUGAGCAUCAUUAUUCUAAUG
Molecule: messenger RNA, 1178 nt
Organism: Elaeis guineensis (African oil palm)
Lineage: Eukaryota; Viridiplantae; Streptophyta; Magnoliopsida; Arecales; Arecaceae
Source: RefSeq, a predicted model, not a curated record